This is a messenger RNA of Gloeophyllum trabeum ATCC 11539, 627 nucleotides long. RefSeq lists its product as uncharacterized. Bases 1 to 351 code for a protein of 116 amino acids. Lineage: Eukaryota; Fungi; Basidiomycota; Agaricomycetes; Gloeophyllales; Gloeophyllaceae. The transcript is spliced from 2 exons. The record is from RefSeq and is a predicted model, not a curated record.
AUGGACUCCCCCAUGGACCCCGGCUCGCCCGAGUCAUCCAUCUCCUCGCGGGGCACCCCGCCCCCCGACGAGCAGAUGUCCGUCACCCCGCAGCCGUUCUCGCCUAGCACGUCCGGCAUGUCUUCCUUCCUCUCCUCGAAACGGCGCAUGCAAGGCGGGCCCUGUGCCGGCGCGGCCAAGGCGCGCAGGACGGACGGGAGGCGGGGCGCGCAGUGGGUAGAGGGACCGGGUGCCGGCGCGGGGAAGGCGGCGAGGAAGGACGAGGAUUUGGUGGAUGUGGCGUUUAUGGAGGAGUUGCGGGAACAACUGGGAGACCCGUUCGACGAAAGGGCGCUGAAAGCGGAUAACUGAAGAUCGCGUGUAUUUUGUUUGUUUGGGCGAGGUUUGUAAGAUGAUGCUGGUUUCAACGAAUUGCGAGCGUUAUUUUGGGACCGCGUCUCUUGUCUCGUGAACGCCCUGUGAUCCACCGUCCAGACUGUCUGUCGCUGCAUUCUCCCGCUCUCUUGCUCUCUUUCGGGACACUCUGGCCUCUGCGCAACUGACUUGCAGGCAAGGAAUAACAUCGGGCAUCCCGCGGACUCCUGAUGCGCGGCGCAAUUGUGUACUACUCUGGAACGUACCUCGGUG